AUGACUAGCGGAGUGUAUCGAGAGCGCGCUUACGAGGUGGCCAUCUGGGUCUCCUUGGUUAUCUCGUUGAUCGCCAUCUCCUCCGCCCUAACAGCUUACCCGCUUCUGAAAGCCUUUGCCGGGUCGUUGGAUGCACACAUCGUCAAGGAGAGCAAUGCUUGUGAGGCGUUAAUCCGUGAAGCCGAGCAAUUUUUCCUUUCCGCCUCAACGGCAAAUUCUUCUCGAAUCGGCCGCCAUGUAUCAGAGACUGAUUGCCCCUGUGAAUUCCCUCGUGGACCGCCAGGGUUGCCCGGAAGGGCCGGUCUGAUGGGACAGCCUGGAACGCCAGGCGCCCCCGGGAUGCCCGCGCGGCUACCAUGUGACCCACCGAUCGACUACGCCAAGCAUUGUCCUGAUCCGUGCCCCGCCGGUGUUCAAGGAAAAACAGGACCUAUGGGUUUCCCCGGCGACAAGGGAGAAAUCGGAACGGUUGGUAAAGCCGGAAAGGCCGGAUUGGAUGGCAAGAAGGGAAGGCUUGGCGAUCAAGGACAACGAGGUAUCCCCGGACUUGACGGCAUCGUCGGAGAUCCAGGAGAAGACGCCAUGCCCUCGCCAUUUAUCCCAGGGCCACCUGGAGAAACCGGAGAUGCCGGACCGAAGGGCCCAAUCGGUCCGGUCGGGAUGCCGGGUAUCGAUGGUCCUAGAGGGCCAGCGGGUCCUCGGGGCCCUAAGGGCCAGAAUGGUUUGCCGGGCGCAAUGGGAGAGCCGGGAUUAGGAGGACCUAUCGGAGAAGAUGGCCCUGAAGGCGAGAAAGGGGUGUGCCCAACAUACUGUGCCACCGAUGGAGGCGUCUUCUUUGUUGAACCCCCAGAUUGGUUCUUCACCAAUGAC
Messenger RNA from Mesorhabditis spiculigera, 870 nucleotides. NCBI's taxonomy places the organism in Eukaryota, Metazoa, Nematoda, Chromadorea, Rhabditida, Rhabditidae. The record is from the annotation of a GenBank genome assembly.